Molecule: messenger RNA, 1730 nt
Organism: Salpingoeca rosetta
Lineage: Eukaryota; Choanoflagellata; Craspedida; Salpingoecidae
Exons: 12
Coding region: 63-1730 (555 amino acids)
Biological process (GO): mitotic cell cycle; microtubule cytoskeleton organization
Cellular component (GO): microtubule; cytoplasm
Molecular function (GO): structural constituent of cytoskeleton; GTP binding
Source: RefSeq, a predicted model, not a curated record
GAAAACCGUUUUUGGCACAGGAAGGACAGCAGAGAAAGCGACACAACAAGCAAGGAGGAAGCAUGUCUGUGGUGACGGUGCAGCUGGGGCAGGCUGGCAAUCAGGCCGGACAUGCCAUGCUGCAAUGCAUGUGGGAUCAUCAUGCGAGCCAAGCAAGCAAAUCCGACAGCGUUCACCGCUUCUUCCGGGAAUCGAAGCGCUGUGGCGGCUGCCACGUCGCACGUGCCAUCUGCGUGGACACCGAGUCCAAGGUCAUCUCGCACAUUAACGAGAUGCAGCACCAGGCCCCAAAGUCGUGGACUUAUGACCAGGCGCGUACGCUGUUCACAAAGAGGGGGGCGGGAAAUAACUGGGCCAAUGGGUACUACAACUACGGGCGCGCCCACGUGCCAGACAUUGUGAAUAUGAUCCGCUUGGAGAUGGAGGCGUGUGAUCUUGUGGAAGGAUUUUCUAUUCUUCAGAGUGUUGCUGGUGGUACGGGGUCCGGGCUUGGCGCUGCUGUCUUGGAUGCGCUUCAAGACGAAUUUCCCCACGUGCCUUCGUGGGCCAAGAUUAUCUGGCCACAUGAGACGGGCGAGACUGUUGUGCAGAGCUAUAACUGUGUAUUGUCCAUGGCGCACGCCUACCAGGCGUGCGACGGCAUAUUGUUGUUUGAGAAUGACCACUUGCAGGACAUAUGCCACCGCAUGCUCCGAUUGAAGCGUGUCACUGUUCAGGAUCUCAACAAGGUCAUUGCACAGCAGCUGGUUGCGGCGCUGUCAUGUACACGCGAGGCCUCACUCGACGACUUCAGCCAGAUGUCGCCUGUGAACAGUAGCUUUGGACAGGUGUUGCGGGAAGCGUGUCCACACCCGGACUACAAGCUUCUGCGGCUGCGGUUGGUGCCCCAGAUGCCGCCCACGUACCAGGCAUUUACGCGAUAUGAGUGGGCGCCAUUGCUCAAGACAGCGUCCGCCAUGCUUAAUGCUGGUGCGCACCUUGAGGAAGGAUUUCACCGCGCGAGACCGCUGCAAAACGCCGCCAGAUCUGCAACAGGAACCACAAGGGCACUAGUCACCGCAGCCACUGGCACGGUGGCAGCGCAUGCGGCCACAGCAGACCUGACGUCCCAGACGCCGCUGUAUCCACACCCACCUGCGGAACCCCCGUUUCUGGCGCCACCACCCGAGGCGCUGGUACAGGGCCGGCACGGCACCGAGGACAACACCAGCACGGCCAUUGCUCGGGGCGGCAACGCCUGCGUCUCACAGCUUUACUUCUGCCAUGGCACAGACCUCGCCUCAGGUGCGCUUCGUGAUGUGGGCACCACGACUGCGACGCCAAAGGUCUUCGCUUCUCGAUCAAACGACCGCACACGCAUCGCAGGCAACGGCAAGGCGGUCGCCCUCCUCUCCAACGAGAAGGCUCUUGCCCACCCGCUUCGCGUGACGUCCUCUUGCUUGAGUGUGAAGUCACCAGCAGCAAAAACACCACAGCUAGCUGCACACCACAACACCAUCAAACCAAAUCACACCACAAGACCACAAGACUACUACUAUUCACACAAACGCGCACGCACACACGCACGCCCUCGCAAACGACCACAGCGUGCUGUGAGUCACAAAGCUUGGCGGUUGUAUCGCCACAGGGCUUUCCUUCACCAGUACUCUGCAUACGGGCUGGGGGCCGAGGAUCUGCACCAGCACUUCCUUGCGCUGCAGCAGGUGGUGCGCUCGUACCAGUCGCUGUAG